AUGCCGGCCAAGUCGUUGUCGCAGGCGCCGGGGAGGGGUCAACCGGGGGCUCCCCAAUCGCGGAUGUCGGAUCCGUCUAGAAACGACGACUCCGGCUCUGGAGCUGAAACUCCUGCCCGCCGACGCCUCCAGAAAGCCGCCUCGACGAUUAACAUGAAUACCUCGAAUAACCUCGAUGCCCAGUCCGUGCGGACUGCUGCGGGACCGCGCUCAGGGGGUAUGGGUCGGAGGAGACUGUCUAUUAGAGAUCAAAAACCUCCUCAGGGGCCCCGGCCGCAAGAUUCUUCACGCUGGAGUAAACCGACCGGUCCCUACUUUCAUUCUGAUCACUCCUCAAUCGACUCGACAAAUGAAUCGGCCAAGGCUUAUAAUCUUAGAUCCACCAGUGUGGGAAAUUUGGCAAAGGAGGCCAACCAGACCCCUCCAGAAAACAUGGAAUUUUUGGCGCCGAUCAACUUCGACGACUUCCACAACAGCAUCAUGGGGGAACCCAGCUUAAACAAUUUCCCUAUGCCUGGUUCCCGUGGUGCGGGGGCUGAAAAUCGCAAUUCGAAUUUGUCCACGAACAGCUCAUGGACAAACCACAGCUAUGAUGGUAGCGUCUCGGAGCGCACGAGGGGUGCUUCAGCCCGCCGGAAGAGCGAGGUAUCGCGGUUCAAUGGAACCCAGCAAGCACCACCGACCGGGCUGUCAACGUCCACUGUUAAUACUCGGGCUCGCCGUCAAAGUCUCAGCUCAGCCCAGCGCGGCCACGCGAGUCUAAGUGCCCGCAAAAUUAUCACCGACCAGCCAACAAGGACCGACUCGAAUAGUUUCCUCCGACCACGGAUGCCCCAAACAGAGCCGGUUCCCGAUGAAUCCAAGGUUUCUUCAUCCGCCCGGAACCUCAAGGCAAAGUCCUUCCAACCUGCUCCUCGCGAGCCACAGGGGACCUACCUAACUGCUUCUGCUACUUCCGACCAUGCACGGUCCUCAUCCACGAAUGCUGUUCGCACGCCGCAAAGAGAACCGUCGGAGGCAUUAGCGACGACACCUUCAUCGUCUUCGAAGCGUGCCUCGAUGAUGCCCCAUGCCACUGGUCUGGGGGCUCGCACAAUCAGUCCCACCGAUGCUCGACGGAUGAAGCGUAUGUCGAUUGCGCCUCCUGCACCUCCUAUGCCACACACACCUCCGGCCCCAACAGAACCUCUUCCCUACCGACCUGUAUCAUCAACACAAUCUCCCUCUUUUCUGCCGAGGAAAAGUGUCACCCCCUCUUCUAACCGAACAACUCCGGACCCGAAUCGCAAAUCCUAUAGUUCCGGGUUGUCGGUUUCAUCAAACACUAGCUAUAACUCGGUUCGCAACUCUGGAAGCUCGCUUCAGCCUCGACUUUCUCAGAAUUUCUCCACCUCCCGCUUGCCGACACCCAAACCUCGCACUGAGCAAUCGACGAAUAAUACCGAGGAAGAAGUACCACCGGUUCCCGCCAUUCCCAAGGCCUACGAAUCACCAAAGGGUGAGCUGGAUGCACCUGCAUUCCCUGCCCCUCGUAAGUCUAGCUUAUCAUCGGAUAUUGGUCUUCUCCAUAUUGCGCGUGAAUCCGACUCGGAAGCAAAUAGUGCGCAGAAUGCCACCGGCGACGAGAAUGUCGAGCCCCCUGUCGGAAGGCCCACGAAGACCCCAGAGGCACGGACACGAACUUCUACAGUGCUUGGUCGCAAGGGCCUGCAACCGCUGAAAUUACCUCCUUUGAAUUUAUUGCCUCUGGGUACGCCCAUGACGGCGAAGAUCGAGGCAUUGAAGGACAGGGAAGCCGAGGAGCGGAAGGCUCAUACGCCGUCCGCUCAGAUCAUGUCCAAGACUCCAACCACCCCAAUGACGGCAUCAAAGGCAAACUUUUGGUAUCGUGACGAGGAUGAAAAGGCACCUUCCACUCAAAUCCGCAGUAGCACUUCUCAUUUUGCUCUGAGCUCUACUACAGCAGCUUUGCGGACAUCUAGCAGCACCAGUGCAUUUGGGCCGACGGAUACGCCGAAUGGAAAUCGUAAUAUAUCCCCAUAUGCAUCCUAUACGCUCCCGAAGAGCGGCCCUGAUUACAAGGCUCUCCGCCACCAGGCUAGUGGAGAUUAUACCAGCCAAGGAUCCCAGUCAUACAAGUUGACAGGUCCACGACCUCAAACGCAGAGUGCCAUCUUCACUCCGGCUGCUGAACGCUUCAAUCAGAUCUCGACUCCGUCAGAGCCGGAGAACGUAACCUCUGCUGUUCCCCAUCCUUCUCUUCGAGAUCGAUUGAACAUAGCCCGGGUGCGCAGCAGUUCCAGGAGCAAACAGUCCGAAGUUGACACUGAUCCGUCCAAGUAUGACAACAUGCCACCACCCAAGCUCCCGGCAUCUGCAACAUGGAACAAUCUUUCGUCUGUACCAUCCACUAGUCCCAGCCUGAAGACAUCUUAUCUCAAGCCCCGUCGACAAUCCUCGGUAUCUAGCAUCACGAAACAAGCGGGUAAUCGUAAACCCAGCGUCAGCAGUGACCGAAGUCUUACUCUGGAGCCAAGCCGAUCUCAUGAAUCGCAUGCCAGCGAUCAAUCCCAUCGCUCUCAUGGCAGCUUUGUCUCUCCAGUUCACAAGAUCAUCAGCUCUGCUCGGUCUAGCGCCGCGGCUUCUUCAUCCGCCGUUGAUUCAAAUGGCGAUGCAGAUAUCGUAAUCGCUGACGAGGAAAUGCGAAGACUUGGAUCUAAGCGGAGAGAUUUCGAAAAAGCAGCCAAGGAAUUGGACGAGUUGCGUCGCAAGGCUGGACCAAAGGACCGUGUCAGUCCUGCUCAGGCCCUCAAGAUGGCCAAUCUGAACAUUUUCGAACGCGGCGAAAUCAUUGAUUAUCGGGAUAUUUUCUUCUGUGGCACUCAGAACGCGAAGAAGCAUAUUGGAGAUCUUCAUUCGGGUGCGGCAAACUUUGGAUACGAUGACGAUCGUGGCGAUUAUAACAUCGUGAUGGGUGACCAUCUAGCAUACCGCUACGAAGUGGUGGACGUCCUUGGUAAGGGAAGUUUUGGACAGGUUGUACGAUGUGUCGACCACAAGACAGGUGCUUUGGUCGCAAUCAAGAUCAUUCGUAACAAGAAGCGUUUCCACCAACAGGCUUUGAUUGAAGUCAAUCUCCUUACCAAACUCAAGGAAUGGGAUCCCGACCGCCGCCACAGCGUGGUCAACUUUGUACAGAGUUUCUACUUCCGCGGCCAUCUCUGUAUCUCCACCGAGCUUCUUGGCAUGAACCUUUACGAAUUCAUCAAGGCGCAUGACUUCCGUGGGUUUAAUCUGAAGCUUCUCCGGCGGUUCACCAAGCAGAUGCUCAGCAGUUUGGUAUUGCUGCACGCCAAGAAGGUCAUCCAUUGUGAUUUGAAGCCAGAGAACAUCCUUCUCGUUCAUCCUCUGAACUCCGAGAUUCGAGUGAUUGAUUUUGGCUCAAGCUGCUUUGAGAACGAGAAGGUCUAUACAUAUAUCCAGAGUCGAUUCUACCGGUCUCCGGAGGUUAUUCUUGGAAUGUCCUAUGGUAUGCCUAUCGACAUGUGGAGUCUUGGAUGUAUCCUGGCCGAGUUGUUCACCGGCUACCCCAUCUUCCCGGGUGAGAACGAGCAAGAGCAACUGGCGUGUAUCAUGGAGGUGUUUGGGCCUCCAGAGAAGCACUUGAUUGAAAAAAGCACACGAAAGAAGCUUUUCUUCGAUUCCUUGGGCAAACCUCGCCUUACCGUCUCAUCCAAGGGCCGCCGACGCCGGCCAAGCUCUAAAGACCUGCGGCAAGCUCUGAAGUGUGACGAUGACGCCUUCCUCGAUUUCAUCUCACGCUGUCUCCGCUGGGAUCCUACGCGCCGCCUCAGCCCCCACGAUGCGUUGAAGCAUGAGUUCCUCACUGGAAUCAAGCCGCAGACCCGACCCAGAAUGUAUGCUGCCACCAACUCCCCUUCCAAGCGGGGUACCCCCUCCGGUGGGCGACCUCUGCCAGAGCCUCCAAGUCUCAAGACUGGGCCGUUCUCUCGCAACCGCGACCCCUCCGGCAAUUCGCCGGUCAAGGGCAGCAGUGGGAAGCGCCAUUCCACCGUGAGUGGGUUACCACCUUCCAGCCCUGCCAAGCGAGGAUCCAAUAGUUCCACGAUCUCCGGUACUGCGCUGCCUCGGGCAUCGGCACGCAGUAUCAGUGGAAAGCCUGACCUUGCGACGGCGGCGGCGGCGACCAGCCUUGUGAGUUAA
Messenger RNA from Penicillium waksmanii, 4224 nucleotides. Its product is annotated as putative protein kinase. Gene Ontology annotation, biological process: peptidyl-serine phosphorylation; peptidyl-threonine phosphorylation. The record is from RefSeq and is a predicted model, not a curated record. NCBI's taxonomy places the organism in Eukaryota, Fungi, Ascomycota, Eurotiomycetes, Eurotiales, Aspergillaceae. The transcript has 4 exons. The coding region runs from base 1 to 4224 and encodes 1407 amino acids. Gene Ontology annotation, molecular function: ATP binding; protein serine/threonine kinase activity; protein serine/threonine/tyrosine kinase activity.